AUGCUCGAAUACCGCACGGAGGGUUUCAAUGGAGGAGCUGUGAAAUAUUCGCCCUUUUUCGAUUCACGACUAGCUGUUGCGGCUUCGGCGAAUUUUGGGCUCGUUGGAAACGGGCGAUUUUACAUCUUUGAGCUCACCCCGCAGGGCAUAACUCCGUUAAAGUGGUAUACGACACAAGAUGCUUUAUAUGACUUAGCCUGGUCGGAAAUCCAUGAAAAUCAGGCUCUCGUUGCAUCCGGAGAUGGCAGUGUAAAGCUUUUUGAUUUGACUGUGGAUGAAUUCCCCGUUCAAGCAUGGAAGGAGCACAGCAGGGAGGUCUUUUCUGUUCACUGGAAUUUAGUCGCGAAGGAUCGAUUUUGCUCCAGCAGCUGGGAUGGCACCGUCAAAAUAUGGGCUCCAGACCGACCGACGUCGCUACUCACUCUUCCCACACAUAGCUGCACCUAUUCUGCGGCUUUUUCACCUCAUUCACCGGAUAUUCUAUCUUGCGUUUCUUCUGAUUCAUACGUGCGUAUAUUCGACCUGCGUACCCCAACGUCAGCAUCCAAUCAUCUCACCGUUCAAAUACCUAUUCAUGGAUCUGGCCAGACUCCUAUUCCUACCAACCCCGGUUUACCAAUGGCUCCAGCAGCGUCUCCUCCUUCCGAAGCUCUUACGCAUGAUUGGAAUAAAUAUCGCCCUUCUGUCCUUGCAACUGGCGGUGUUGAUAGAAUAAUUCGAACCUUUGAUAUCCGUGCUCCCCAGCAAGGGCCUCUUUGCGCUAUGGUCGGACAUGAAUAUGCUGUCCGGAAGCUAACAUGGUCGCCCCACCUUUCACAUGUGCUACUCAGUGCCGGCUACGAUAUGACAUGCCGUGUUUGGACCGACGGAUCCGAAAUUGGAGCUCCAGCAGGCGAUGCGGACGCAAUGAGACUUGGACCCAUGCCUACAAUGGGAAGGGAGCUGGGCCGUAUGGGCAGACAUACGGAAUUUGUCACUGGCGUCGAUUGGUGCCUCUUUGGUAGUGAGGGAUGGUGCGCGAGCUGCGGUUGGGAUGAAAGAUUAUGUGUCUGGGAUGCAAGGGCUGUUAUGGCAUAA
Molecule: messenger RNA, 1077 nt
Organism: Uncinocarpus reesii 1704
Lineage: Eukaryota; Fungi; Ascomycota; Eurotiomycetes; Onygenales; Onygenaceae
Exons: 2
Coding region: 1-1077 (358 amino acids)
Biological process (GO): protein import into peroxisome matrix
Cellular component (GO): cytosol; peroxisomal matrix
Molecular function (GO): protein binding
Source: RefSeq, a predicted model, not a curated record